GUUAAUUUUUGUUUUUCCUAAACAAAACAAUGUUAUUUUAUAUUAUAUUAAAUUAAUAAACGCCUCAUUAAUUAUAAUACAAACAAGCAGAAGAUAAACAAUAAACAUUAAAUUACUUACACACAUUCACUUAAUAUGCUCAUUCGUUUAAUUAUAACAGUGAAUCAAGAAUUGUGCUUUGCUAAAUCUAGUAUCUUAAUUACUGUAGAAAUAGUUUGUGCAAUUACCAAAUCAUCAACGCUUCCCGGGCCAAGAACACAAAUUGAGAAUAAUAAAUAUACUUGCCAAUUUUCUAAAUUUUAAGUCUAGCCGCUGUAAUGAUUUCGAAAAUAUCUGAGAAGCUAUUGCUGCUGGUUAUUUCUGUUUUAUUCUUUAAAUAUUCAAAUCCAAAUUCGGAGGACCUAAAAAAAGAACAAUAUUAUGUUAUUGACGUAAAAAACUGGUCGACGUGUGAUGAGUUCUUAGCGAACACAACUUUAAACAUCAGCCGUGUGAUUGACAUAGAUUGGAGAAUCUUCUAUUUCUGGAGCACCGUGUAUGAGCAGUCGUAUAACGUGAAGUUCAGUGUGCCUUCCACCCAGGUUUGUGGAUUCUUCUGGAGCAAACAGACGAUUUCAAAGAUUUAUUUCGUUUCUUCUUCAGAUUUCAAUGUGUUAUAAAUGCGCUUAAAAAAUAAGCUUAAUUAGGUAUUUGUCAAAGUACACAACGAAUCAAAAUCAAAAGACCUUUUCAGAGGCUAGUAAGUAACAUUUUAAUUGGAGGUUUGGUAAACUUUUUACGAUAGGUAAAUAUUAUUGAGAAUAUUAUUAGAUCGAAGAUCAAAUUAGAUAAACUAUAAAGUCGAGUAACCAAAAGCCGUAAACAAAAUUAGUUGACCCGUGCCCUCUACGGUUCCACACCAGUACGGGAUGGUACAGUCACUAUUGCCAUAUAAGAUUGUGCGAGUGAGGUUGUUGACCCGCCCUUUAUACGUCUUGUGUUGCGUGUUCAUGAAAUAAGUAAAUUAUUAAAACUAUGAGUAUUUACGGUUAGAUUAUACCUAUAAUAAAAUACAAUUUUUAUUUACGUUAAUGGUGUUAUCACUACAUAGUAUAAAAAAAGUCGCCUUCUCUGUCUUUAUAUCUGUCUGUCCCUAUGAAUGCUUAAAUCUUUAAAACUACGCAACGGAUUUUCAUGCGGUUUUUUUUAAUAGAUAGAAUGAUUGAAGAUGAAGGUUUAUGUGUAUAAUAGCAUUCAUUAAAUAGUGAAAAAAUAAAUAAUAAAUUACAGUUUCCGAAGCGAAGCGAGGGCGGGUCACUAGUUGUUACUAUUACGAUUUUGAAGGAGGUUAAAACCUACAAUUAUUGAAAACCUUACAUCUCGUCUGUUUUAGCUAAUAGAUCGCUUCAGAGUGGAAUUAGAUAAAGAGUUAAAUCCUCCCGUGAACUGGACCGAUGCUGAACUGUUCAUGGAAACAUCAAUAGAUUUUAGCGCACUGUUUAUGAGAACGAAGAUACCUGGACAAUACAAGGUUAUAUCAUCUGCGGCCUUUGAGUAUCACAACAUUCCCACUCUUCAUAUAGGAUUGAAGAUUGUUGAGCCUGGAUAUUUGGGGCUUGUCAAUUGCGAUCAUCGGCUAUGCUAUGCGAUGGCACCAGUCGACAAAAUUCCACAUCAGUUCCAGUUACAGGACGUUGCAUCGAGGCUAGGCUUCCGAGGAGAUUUAAAUCGUUCAUAUUUAGAUGUUCCGCCGUCUCCAGUCCAAAUACCACUGCCUGAAGAUGAGUUCCAAAACGAAGACGAUGACAUUUAUGAUGACGAAGAACACGAAAUCGACAGAGAUCCAAAUAAAAUAGUAGUUUUUUGAGUGUAAAUUUAUUGUUAUAUAUCGUGACAUAAUUUCGUUCAAUGACAUAAUUUACAAAGUUAUAUUUUCUCGUCAGAUUUAAUUUACAUACAUUUCAAUAAAAUAGUUUAGUACCUACUCAGUUUCUUUGCAGAUUCCUUUAUUUUAAGAGCCAUAAAUGUACUUGAUAUUGUUGUUAUUUUCUAAGGUACAAAAUAAAUGCUUGUUAUUUAAUCUG
This is a messenger RNA of Bombyx mori (domestic silkworm), 2063 nucleotides long. RefSeq lists its product as uncharacterized. The coding region runs from base 1448 to 1846 and encodes 132 amino acids. The transcript is spliced from 3 exons. NCBI's taxonomy places the organism in Eukaryota, Metazoa, Arthropoda, Insecta, Lepidoptera, Bombycidae. The record is from RefSeq and is a predicted model, not a curated record.